Molecule: messenger RNA, 1128 nt
Organism: Protopterus annectens (West African lungfish)
Lineage: Eukaryota; Metazoa; Chordata; Ceratodontiformes; Protopteridae
Product: kynurenine/alpha-aminoadipate aminotransferase, mitochondrial-like
Exons: 11
Coding region: 1-1128 (375 amino acids)
Biological process (GO): biosynthetic process
Molecular function (GO): L-kynurenine:2-oxoglutarate transaminase activity; pyridoxal phosphate binding
Source: RefSeq, a predicted model, not a curated record
AUGGCAUUACAACGAUUUUACAAAGACAUUAAAAGCUCAGGCCAUCUUUAUCUGAGAUCCCCAUCAUCCAUGAUCACUCUAUCAGGAGGUAUGCCGAAUCCAUCACUUUUCCCAUAUGAGAAGGCUACUAUUUUUCUAAAGGAUGGGUCGAAACUUGACUUUGAAUGGAAUAUAAUGCAGCUAGCCCUUCAGUACUCCGCAACGGCAGGAAUUCCAGAGUUAUUGAACUGGUUGAAGGAGCUCCAGAUUAAACUUCAUAACCCUCCAACAGCAAACUAUAGCCCAGAAAAGGGAAAGAUGGAUGUGUGUAUAACCAGUGGUAGUUGUGAUGGCCUUUGUAAGGUAUUUGAAAUGAUUAUCUGCCCUGGAGACAGUGUUCUCCUAGACACUCAUUCCUACCAUGGAGCCAUAUCAGCUAUGAGACCACUUGGUUGCAACCUGAUUGGUAUCCCCAGUGACAAAUAUGGUAUUAUUCCUAAAGCUCUGAAAGAUGUCUUGUCCAAAUGGAAGCCAGAAGAUGCAAAGAACCCGAAGUCCAACAUUCCAAAAGUACUCUAUACAGUUCCAAAUGGUAACAAUCCUACUGGCACAUGUAUGACUACACAGCGCAAGGAAGAACUCUAUCAGAUUGCUCAUGAUUAUGACUUAUUAAUCAUUGAAGAUGACCCCUACUAUUUCCUACAGUUUGAGAAGCCUUGGGCUCCCUCAUUUCUUGCUCUGGAUGUUGAUGGCCGAGUGAUUAGAGCAGAUUCCUUUUCAAAAAUUAUUGCUGCAGGGUUAAGAAUAGGAUUUUUGACUGGGCCAAAGCCCCUUAUUGAAAGAGUUAUUCUCCAUGUUGAGUCUUCAUACUUUCAUGCCAGUACUUUUUCACAGUUUAUGGUUCAUCAACUUCUCGAACAUUGGGGUCACCAUGGACUUCUGAAGCAUACUGAAUGCGUGAAAGAUUUCUAUAAGAAGCAGAAAGAUCUAAUGGUAACUGCAGCAAAUAAAUGGCUAAAAGAUGUGGCAGAGUGGCAUGAACCAGCAGCUGGCAUGUUUCUGUGGAUCAAGGUGAAGGGAAUUUCUGAUUCUUACCGACUUGUGAUGGAAAAAGCCUUGGAGAAAAAGGUAAUGCAGAAAGGUGACUGA